GAGAAGAAAACACACGCGCGAGCGGCUCGUGGACGCGCACAGACGCGGAGCGGGCAGGUUGAGUCUACGAGGUUCUCAUGUGUUGUUUAAGAGCGCAGCGCCGCGCGAGCGCUAUUCAUUGCUGAAAGCAGACAGCGUUUGAGAGACUCGAUCCGAUCAGAGAGAGAUGGCAGAAACCGCCCCAGCCCCGGCUGCUGCCGCCCCGGCCAAAGCGCCCAAGAAGAAGUCCGCUGCGAAAGCCAAGAAAGCAGGUCCAGGCGUCGGUGAGCUCAUCGUCAAAACUGUGAGCGCGUCCAAGGAGAGGAGCGGCGUGUCCCUCGCCGCCCUGAAGAAAGCUCUCGCUGCCAGCGGCUACGACGUGGAGAAGAACAACUCCCGCGUCAAGAUCGCCAUCAAGAGCCUGGUGACUAAAGGCACCCUGGUGCAGAUCAAAGGGACCGGCGCCUCGGGCUCAUUCAAGCUCAACAAGCAGCAAGCCGAGACCAAGAAGAAGCCGGCCAAGAAAGCGGCUCCUAAAGCCAAGAAGCCCGCGGCCAAGAAACCCGCUGCGGCCAAGAAGCCCAAGAGCGCCGCGGCAAAGAAGCCCGCCGCUAAGAAAUCGCCCAAAAAGGCCAAGAAACCCGCCGCCACAGCCGCUAAGAAGGCCACGAAGAGCCCCAAGAAGGCGAAGAAGCCAGCAGCCGCUAAGAAAGCAGCCAAGAGCCCCAAAAAGGCCAAGGCGGCUAAACCUAAGGCGGCAAAGCCUAAAGCCGCCAAGCCUAAAAAGGCAGCUCCCAAAAAGAAGUAAAAAUCUAGUUUGUUCCUCAACGGCUCUUUUAAGAGCCACCCACUAACUCUGAGUAAA
This is a messenger RNA of Megalobrama amblycephala (Wuchang bream), 844 nucleotides long. RefSeq names its product histone H1-like. The coding region runs from base 167 to 787 and encodes 206 amino acids. NCBI's taxonomy places the organism in Eukaryota, Metazoa, Chordata, Actinopteri, Cypriniformes, Xenocyprididae. The record is from RefSeq and is a predicted model, not a curated record. Gene Ontology annotation, molecular function: structural constituent of chromatin; DNA binding. Gene Ontology annotation, biological process: nucleosome assembly. The transcript has a single exon. Gene Ontology annotation, cellular component: nucleosome.